Messenger RNA from Closterium sp. NIES-65, 1962 nucleotides. NCBI's taxonomy places the organism in Eukaryota, Viridiplantae, Streptophyta, Zygnematophyceae, Desmidiales, Closteriaceae. The record is from the annotation of a GenBank genome assembly.
AUGGAUGUCGCCUCUCCGCGUGCUGUGCGUGCUGUUAUCAGACCACCUCGUGGCCCUCUCGUAGUUGCUUCUGCUUCGUCCGUACGAAGAAUAGACCGUUUCCUGUUUCUCUCUUCCCUCCUCCUCCCCUUCUUCUCUCACACUCACCUUUCUUUGCUCUUCAUCGUUUUCUCUGCCAGCUCCUUCCAUUCCUGUUUCAUCUUGCUCCCCUUGUACCACACCAGUCCCCUUGUUCUUCCUGCCUCUCUCCCGUCUUCUCUCCUUCGUCCUCUCUCUUCCCUUUCCUCUCCUGAUCACCGCCUCGCCUCCGCAUCACAUUCCCGUUCCUCACCCCUCCCUGCUCCCUUCACUUUUUCUUCCCUCCCCCUCCCCUCCCCCCUCUUCCCUCCAGGGGCGGCGCCAGUACUUCCCCUUUCCGCCCGCCACGCCCUGCUCGACCCGCUCUUCCUCUCCGCGCCACUCCCCUCGCUAGACGCCGCCCUCCCCCUCCUCUCGCUCCCCCCCUCCAUUUCCGCCUACACUGCGCCCCUCCCUACCUCCCUCCCUACCUCCCUACCUCCCUCCCUCCCUCCCUCCCUACCUCCCUCCCUCCCUCCCUCCCUCCCUCCCUUCCUCCCUUCCUCCCUCCCUCCCUCCCUCCCUCCCUCCCUCCCUCCCUCCCUCCCUCCCUCCCUCCCUCCCUCCCUCCCUCCCUCCCUCCCUCCCUCCCUCCCUCCCUCCCUCCCUACCUCCCUCCCUCCCUCCCUCCCUCCCUCCUCCCUCCCUCCCUCCCUCCCUCCCUCCCUCCCUCCCUCCCUCCCUCCCUCCCUCCCUCCCUCCCUCCCUCCCUCCCUCCCUCCCUACCUCCCUCCCUCCCUCCCUCCCUCCCUUCCUCCCUCCCUCCCUCCCUCCCUCCCUCCCUCCCUCCCUCCCUCCCUCCCUCCCUCCCUCCCUCCCUCCCUCCCUCCCUCCCUCCCUCCCUCCCUCCCUCCCUCCCUCCCUCCCUCCUCCCUCCCACCCCCACCUCUUAUCCGUUUAGGCUGCUCCUCAUCGCCAUCUUCUGGCUUGCCUGACGAGGAGACUGCCAAAGAAGCCGUCAGGCCAGGAGGCUUAGAGGGCCCGCCUGCAGCUUCUCCUCCUCACACGUGUCCAAACGUUACUGGAGCAGGGAGCAUGCAGUCAGGGGGCGUUCACAGAUUCUUGGACCCCUCCCCACGCGCCACAGGGGAUUUCUCGUCAGCCAACACAGUGCAUAUCUCGCUCAAACAGUGCACGCCCCUCGCCAUCGCAGAGCUUCUCCCAUCGCCCUCACCCCCCUCUCUCCUUACCUUCGGAUGCGCCUCUCCACUCGCUGUCGCAGCUUCUCUUGUCGCCAUCGCUGCGCCGCCUCUCCCCUCGCCGUCACAGCGCCCUUCCCGUCACUCUCGCCACGCCUCUUCCCUCGCCUCUCAUCUCCUCUCCCCACGCCGUCACAGUGUCUCUCCCCCUUUCCGCCGCAGUGCCUAUUCCGGGGGUGUAACAUCACCUCCCUUCCUUGUCCUCUCUCGUCUCUGCCCUAUCCUAUGCCCCCUCUCUACCCUGUCCCAUCCCCUCAUUCCACCCUGUCCCAUCCCCUCAUUCCGCCCUAUUCCAUCCCCUCAUUCCGCCCUGACCUAUCCCCUCACUUCGCCCUGUCCCAUCUUCUCACUCCGCCCUGUCCCAUCCCCUCACUCCGCCCUGCCCCAUCCCCUCACUCCGCCCUGCCCCAUCCCCUCUCUCCGCCCUGUCCCAUCCCCUCACUCCGCCCUGCCCCAUCCCCUCACUCCGCCCUGCCCCAUCCCCUCACUCCGCCCUGCCCCAUCCCCUCACUCCGCCCUGCCCCAUCUCCUCACCAUCCUAGACGAGCAAGGCGCAAGGCUCAGACAAACUGCAUGGACGUGCGUGCCGCCUCACCUUGCAUCUGCUUUCAUCACCUCAAAGGUGCAGAUGAGCUACAUCACGUAA